CCAUUCCAGAAAGAAGUUUAGCCUCAAAAGAAACCUGCGAAUGCAUUAAAAAAGGUAUACUGAAAAAAUCUGCAAGAGUUAGUACUUCUUCUGAUGACGGUGAAGAGGAGUCAUUACUUGCCCCCUCUGGUAAAAAGUUGAGAAGCGACUAUAAGAAGAAGAAGAGUUUUUCUAAACAGAAUGACAUGGAAUCCGAAAGUUGGAGUUCUAGUGAUUCUUAUGCAGAAAAUACAAAACGAAAUGUUCAAGCAGCUGAAGAUCAGGUGAAGAUGGAGGUUUCUCAUAAAGGCGAAACGACCAAAGCUGCUAAAGAAAGUAACUUAAGGCAGAUGGAUACAGAUAUAGAAGAGGCAGAAACAAUCCAGGGUCAACAUCUUUCUGAAGACGACUCUACAUCCAUUAUAUGGACAAAUACUUUCAUGCAGACUUUGCAGUCCAUUGUGGAGAGUCACGCCCUGGUAGAAAGUGGAGCGGAUGAGGUGGGUGAUACUCAUCGCAGCACUAUGAAAAAUAUCACUGUUGAGAUUGGACACCUGGACUUAGAUUCAAUUUCCGAUAGUGAUAAUAUGCAAGAAUAUAAGGAUGGAGAAGAAGAAUUGGAUGAUACGCACUUUAGAAGGUUACACGAGUUUUUGAAAAACGAAGAGAUUUCCAAUACCAUAGAUGUUCCAGUUAAAGUUAAUGCAGGAGAACUCUUACUGGUGCUUAUAAAAUAUGAAUUGGUAUGCUCACUCAGUUUUUCUGCAGUGUCCAGCUUAUUUAUACCAAUAAAUUGUAUUUUUGCUAGGCCCAUUCUACCACAGUUUAGAUUUUUAAUCGACAAACUGUUUAACCCUUCCAAUUCCGUAAAAUUUCAUGCUUUAUGUACAGAAUGUGGUUUCAGUUUGGGUAUAUUAGAACGGUCUGAUUCAAAGAAGCACUGUUUAUUAUGCAAUGUCGAUAUCAACGUUAAACAUUAUUUUUAUAAAGACUUUUUUGUAACGCUUGAUCCGUCAACUCAUAUUAAACAUUUUUUAGAGACGAACAGUGAUUACUAUCAUCGGAUUAUGAAUUAUAGCAGAAGCGAGGAUAAUGUACUCAGAGAUAUAUAUGACGGAAAACUAUAUCGGCAAUUCGUGAAUAGUUUGGACCCUGCGGUUAAAAAAAGUUACAUAUCUGUUACUUUUAACACGGAUGGAGCGCCUUUGCUUGAGAGUUUCCUAUUCGAUUUGGCCUAUUUACCUUAUGAUUAACGAAUUA
Belonocnema kinseyi is the source of this 1239-nucleotide messenger RNA. RefSeq lists its product as uncharacterized. The record is from RefSeq and is a predicted model, not a curated record. The transcript is spliced from 5 exons. The coding region runs from base 186 to 1232 and encodes 348 amino acids. Lineage: Eukaryota; Metazoa; Arthropoda; Insecta; Hymenoptera; Cynipidae.